Messenger RNA from Paramecium sonneborni, 517 nucleotides. The record is from the annotation of a GenBank genome assembly. NCBI's taxonomy places the organism in Eukaryota, Ciliophora, Oligohymenophorea, Peniculida, Parameciidae.
AUGGAAAAAUAAUAACAUUUUUAAGAGUUAAAAAUUGGAGAAGAAAUGAAAGAUCAAAUUGAGAUGAAUGUAGAAUAACAAUUAAAUCAAGAAAAUAGUAUUAGUAAUUUUUCAAAAUCAAAAAAAAAAUAUUAGAAAAUAAUUGAAAAAUUGAAAAAAAUCAAAAAGAAGGAAUUAAAAAAGAGAAACAUAAAUGCUUAAAUUAAUGAAUAAAAAAUUGAAGGAGAUGAUUAUAGUGAAGUUAUUAGAAAUUAAGAAAAAUUAAAAAUUUUGAAAGAAAUAAUGAGUUCUGUUCCUGCAUAUUUAUUAAUGAGCCAAGCACAAAAAAGAAAAUUCUUUAAAACUGUUAAUAAUCAAUUUUAUGAGAGUUUAUAAAAAGAAUUAGGUUCACAAUGUUCUCAUUAAAAGAGUGUUCAUUUCAAUCUUGAAAGAAAUAAAAUAAAAAGUAUAUUUUGUAAUUAUUUUAGCUUUUAAUAAGAGUGAUAAUGUAUUAGAAAUUUCAUAGUCGAUAAUUUGA